UCAUUGCUGCUUGCCAGGUCCAGAGUCUCUCUAUGGGUUCCCUGUACGGCCUCCCAUUGCUGCUGUCUCCAUCGCCACACUCUGCCAUGUGCCACUUUCAGGUCUCCUCACACUGCUGGUGUGUUCCAUUUUUUGUCAUAGGGUGCAGGGCAGAUUACGGGCCUCCCAUAGCUGCUGCCAGGCCCCUAAUCUGCCAAGGGCCCCUAUACCGCCUCCUCAUGCUGCUGCCAGGUCCAGAGUCUCUCAUGGGUCCCUGUACGGCCUCCCAUUGCUGCUGUCUCCAUCGCCACACUCUGCCAUGUGCCACUUUCAGGUCUCCUCACACUGCUGUUGUGUUCCAUUUUUUG
Molecule: messenger RNA, 347 nt
Organism: Staurois parvus
Lineage: Eukaryota; Metazoa; Chordata; Amphibia; Anura; Ranidae
Source: the annotation of a GenBank genome assembly